AGAAAGCAACGAGGUUGCGCACGCACGGACACACACACACACACACACCGACACACAGACUCUUCUGCACCGGUCUUCAAGAUGAAAGGCUCACACUUCAGCGCUGGUCUUGUCCUGCUUCUCGUCCUCAUCCAGAGCAGCCUGGAGCUCCCAUUACAAGAUGACACGAUCAGCUCAGAGACAGACGAGAAUCUCCUGGACGAGAGGAAAGACAUGAUGCGGGCGAGGAGACAUUCGGAGGGAACAUUCUCAAAUGACUACAGUAAAUACCUGGAGACACGGAGGGCGCAGGACUUCGUCCAGUGGCUCAUGAACUCCAAGAGGAGCAACGGCCAGGUGCGGCGCCACGCUGACGGCACCUACACCAGUGACGUCAGCUCGUACCUGCAGGACCAGGCGGCUAAAGACUUUAUUACUUGGUUAAAAAGCGGCCAGCCCAAACCAGAUGCUCUUCAGAGGAAGUGCUCAGACACGUUACAUAAGAGACACGUGGACGGCAGCUUCACCAGCGAAGUCAACAAGGUGCUGGACACCAUGGCUGCCAAGGAGUACCUCCAGUGGGUCAUGAGCUCUCAGUCGUCAGCGAGCGGCAAGCGACACUGAAAACCCGAAGAAAAAACGAGUGCUUCCCGUUCCUGAAGUGAACUUUUAGGAUGUUUGUUCUUCACCCUGAGAAUCUUCAAAUCAUGGAAAAAAGCCAUAGUCCUUGAUAUGACACAGGAAAUCAAAAGCCAUAUACGCAUAUAUUUAAUACUCAAUUGUUUGUACUGUGGAUAUUUAUUUGCCCUAGAUUUAUGCUAUACGUUAAAAGACAAAUAUUUAAAAAAGAAAUAUUUUUCUAUAGAUUUGUGCUAUUUUUAAUGCUUGAUAUUUAUGAACUGGUUAUAAAACUCAGGUGAAAUGUUUUCAAACUCUCAGGUUUAGGACAUGUGAGAGAAAAUGAUGUGUGUAAAAAAAUGGUGUCCUGCUUUG
Clarias gariepinus (North African catfish) is the source of this 972-nucleotide messenger RNA. It is a transcript of the gene gcga, whose product is annotated as glucagon a. Gene Ontology annotation, cellular component: extracellular region. The record is from RefSeq and is a predicted model, not a curated record. NCBI's taxonomy places the organism in Eukaryota, Metazoa, Chordata, Actinopteri, Siluriformes, Clariidae. The transcript is spliced from 6 exons. Gene Ontology annotation, molecular function: hormone activity; glucagon receptor binding. Gene Ontology annotation, biological process: response to starvation. The coding region runs from base 82 to 603 and encodes 173 amino acids.